CUUACUACCUUCACACACACCAAACAAUUAAUCCCUUCAUUCUUCCCUCUCUCUCUCUCUCUCUCUCUCUCUCUCUCUCUCUUCCUUCCAAUACUUCUACUACUCAUAUCCAUCCCUUACAUAAUCAUCAAGACCUCUUUUAACUCCAACAAGCACCACACCAACGCCAUCAUCAACAACAAGAAGCAAGAAAUUAAUUAAUUAGCACGAACCAAGAAUGAAGCUCUUCCCACCUCAUCAACCAGUUGACCUCUCCCUUCAAAUCAGCCCCCCAAACCCCACAAACCCUACUGAUCACCAUGAUCCCGUCGAUCUCCGCUUCUGGCCCAACUCCAACAGGCCCAACAGCAGCCCUAAUCACACCCCAACCGACCCCUGCUUCUUCAACCUCCUCUCCCUCUCAAACCGAUACUGCAGCUACGACAACCAUGAUCUUGGGCCCAUGACGAAGCCCAUCAAAGGCAUCCCUAUAUAUCACCACGCUGCCCCUCAUCAUCAUCGUCACCAGGCUCCGUACCAUCAGUGCGAGCCUCUUGGAGCUCAGAGGUCAAGGCUCCCGUCAAGAUUUCCGGCUAAGAGGAGCGCACGAGCGCCGAGGAUGCGGUGGACUACGACCCUCCACGCCCGGUUCGUUCAUGCUGUCGAGCUCCUAGGAGGCCAUGAGAGGGCUACACCUAAAUCAGUGCUUGAGUUAAUGGACGUGAAGGAUCUUACCUUGGCUCACGUGAAAUCACACUUGCAGAUGUAUAGGACUGUGAAGACUACUGAUAGACCACCAACUCCUUCAGGCCAAAGCGACCCAACUACAGAGAUGUCAGAUGAUAAUUUGCUCGAUAUUCGUGGACCCGAGCCUUCAGUCGAAAAUGGGAAGUCAUCAGGAGAUGGCCAUUAUGGAGUAUGGAGCAAUUUAUCUAGCAGGGCAACCUGGUUUGAUGACAAGCCAAUUGAUUCUAGUCUUGCGAGCCUACAAACUUUUGAGAAAGGAAUGCGUUCAAAAAGCGUUGAGAUGAUAUCUGAUCCAAAUUCUUCAUGCAUAUUCGAAACAACGACGAAGAAGCCCAAUCUAGAGUUUACAUUGGGAAGAUCACAUUGAUCCUAUUUUAUAAGCAUCACAAGGCCAACGAGAAAGAAGACCAAUAUGAGUGCAUCCUUGAAGAAAGUAUAAAGGAAAAGAGAGAAAGACAAGGAGACCAUUGAGGGAGAAAGCUAGAAAAAUGAGAGAUUGAUGUAGUGUUUCUAAAAGCUUAUUAUCCAAAGUUUCGAUCUCAAAGUCUA
This is a messenger RNA of Asparagus officinalis (garden asparagus), 1275 nucleotides long. RefSeq names its product probable transcription factor KAN2. The transcript has 6 exons. Gene Ontology annotation, biological process: regulation of DNA-templated transcription; abaxial cell fate specification. The coding region runs from base 218 to 1093 and encodes 291 amino acids. Lineage: Eukaryota; Viridiplantae; Streptophyta; Magnoliopsida; Asparagales; Asparagaceae. The record is from RefSeq and is a predicted model, not a curated record. Gene Ontology annotation, cellular component: nucleus. Gene Ontology annotation, molecular function: transcription cis-regulatory region binding.